Molecule: messenger RNA, 1187 nt
Organism: Pezoporus flaviventris
Lineage: Eukaryota; Metazoa; Chordata; Aves; Psittaciformes; Psittacidae
Product: zinc finger protein 316-like
Exons: 4
Coding region: 85-945 (286 amino acids)
Biological process (GO): regulation of DNA-templated transcription
Source: RefSeq, a predicted model, not a curated record
GGACUGGCAUCACUGGUAGGAUCUGGAGCAUCCCACCACCGUCUGCCUGGAUAAGCAUCACCUGUGAAUCCAUCUGCUUGUGACAUGCCAGGGCCAGGCUGCUCCGGCAAGAUGCUGGUGACAUUUGAGGACGUGGCCAUGCACUUCUCCCCUGAGGAAUGGGCUUUGCUGUCUGGGUGGCAGCGGCAGCUCUACCGGGAGGUGAUGCUGGAGAACUACCAGGCAGUUGCCUCGCUGGGCUAUCUCACCGUCAAGCCAGAGAUCAUUGCCAAGCUGGAGCGAGAGUUGACUCCAUGUGCGACAUCCCUGUCCCUGCCACGGCGCAGGCGCCGAGCUCCUGCACCAGCUGCUGGAGUCACCCACAUGCAACCGGAGGUCCCUGGAGUGCUGCCAGUGCCCACCACCCGGCUCCCAGCAGUGCCCAAGCACAGUGGGAGGCGUCAGCGGGGUCUGUCCAGGGUGAAGCCGCUCCCCACGUGCCCCGAGUGCAACCAGAGCUUCCGGAGCCGCGCGGCGCUGGACGUCCAUGCACGGAGCCACUCAGGAGAGCGGCCCUUCACCUGCACCCGAUGCACCCAGAGCUUCCCCUGCUCCGGUGACCUUGAGCAGCACCAGAAGAGCCACGUCACCCAGGUGGACCUUGACACUGGCCCCCAGAGCCCCAGUGCCUGCGCUGAGUGUGGGAAGAGCUUCGGCAAGAGCCGGGAUCUGAUGCAGCACCAGAACAUGCACCGCGGCCAUCCCUUCAGCCAGAAGCGCCUCCCAGUCACCCGCCAGCGCAUCCGCAGUGGGAAGCGGCCCUUCUCUGCCGCAAGGGCUUCCACAGCAGAAACACCAGCACCGUCCCCCACCAUGGCCACACCGUCAAGAGGGUCCCGCAGUGUGGUGGAUGCGGCAAGGACUGCAUCCAGGGGCAGCACCAGUGGGUGCACCAGGACCGGCUGAUGGCACGUGCGGGUCCAUCUCUGAAGCCCUUCCAUGUAGUGGCUGUGAGAAGCGGUUUUGGGAUGUGGGGACCAGAUGCUGCACCCACAGCACCCACAGCACCCCUGGCCCAUGACCUGGCGCCCCCCAGAACUGCUGCUGAGCAGCCCAUGUCAGCUUCACCAGAGCACCCAUGUGUGAAUGGGGAGUGAAUGGCAGCUCUUCCAUCAUGGACUGCCCUGAAGCAUCCACACUGGAUCCUC